AUGGUGAACCCGGACGGUAUUAACGUAAAGCAAACCUACUGGGAUAAGAACGCAUCUCCGCAAUCAGCUUGUCCAGGAGUGGCCCUAGACCGCAACUUUAAUAUAGCGUGGAACUCCAGCAACCAGAUAAGCUCGUGCAGUCAACUUUAUCCAGGUUUAAUGCCGUUUUCUGAAGUAGAAACGCAAGUCAUCCGAAAUAUAUUUCAUUUCUACCAUCAAAAAAUGAUUGCCUACAUCAACGUAAAAAGUGGUGGCUAUGACACAAACACAUUCAAGGGUGAUGCAGUUUUGUAUCCGAAAGGGUACACUGACGUUCAGGAUGAUGAAGAUUCUUAUUUAGACUUAAAGGGGGAAAUUGAAGAGGCUAUACGGAACGCAAGUUUUCGAAGAAUUUCUGUGACGGUUGAUACACUGCAAAGCUGGUAUGGUACCAUCAGCGGCAGUAGCGUCGAUUACGCAUCAACGAUAUACGGUGUGCCGUUUGCGUUGGAGUUCGUUAUGCAAGCUUAUGAGAAAGAAUUCAACCAAGAACUGUUUGUGUAUGAGAUUUAUUACGACUCAUUGAAUGCCAUUUGGGAAAAAAUUAUUAAUGCGGUGUUUAACAGCAUAUGGAAAAGCACUCAGCAAGCAGACAGGCGAUUG
Messenger RNA from Iphiclides podalirius (scarce swallowtail), 642 nucleotides. The record is from the annotation of a GenBank genome assembly. Lineage: Eukaryota; Metazoa; Arthropoda; Insecta; Lepidoptera; Papilionidae.